This is a messenger RNA of Penicillium daleae, 801 nucleotides long. Its product is annotated as YoaK family protein. NCBI's taxonomy places the organism in Eukaryota, Fungi, Ascomycota, Eurotiomycetes, Eurotiales, Aspergillaceae. The record is from RefSeq and is a predicted model, not a curated record. The coding region runs from base 1 to 801 and encodes 266 amino acids. The transcript has 2 exons.
AUGGCCAAUGGUGAUGUUUCCAAACUUUGGACUCCGAGCUACAAAUCGCCAUCUCUCUCUUUUCGACUGUCAAGAGUUUGCAGCAGAUGGACCGAGACUGUCGACACUAGCUUCGCCGAUAGAGUUUGUUUGAUUCUUUGUCUAAUUACGGGACUUUGCGACAGUUGUGCGUUCAACUCUUGGUCAUGUUUUCUAGCUAUGCAAACUGGAAACACCAUCGUUCUUGGGCUAGGUGCAUCUCAACAGCCCAUCGGGACUCCUCUCGGGUGGGCCCGUUCCGCCGUAUCGAUCUCAUCCUUUAUUGCAGGCGCUAUUACUUUUGAUCGAUUGACGAAAGCUCUUGGAGUCCGUCGCCGGGGAACGCUUGUGAUCUCAUUUGGCCUGCAAUCGACCCUGAUCAUCAUCGCCGCUGUCUUGAUUCAAAUCAACAUCAUCCAGAAACAAGAUGAGCGAUUGUUUACAUCCGAAAAUCCUCUGCUCAGUCUGAUUCCAAUUUGCCUUUUGGCUUUUCAGUCAGCUGGGUCCAUUAACUCUACCCGGAUGCUAGGGUUCAAUGAGAUACCCGGGGUUGUUCUCACAAGCGUCUACUAUGAUAUUGCAUCAGACCCGGGUUUAUUUGAGAGGCCUAGUCGAAAUAUUAAGCGAAAUCGCCGCAUUGGAGGAGUGGUGAUGCUACUCAUGGGGGCGAUAAUCGGGGGUUGGCUGAGUCGAUCCAAAGGUGGAAUGGGGUUGGUCUUAUGGAUUGCAGCAUCCUUGAAGCUUUGUAUCAGCGCGGGAUGGUUAUUUUGGCCACAUGCGUAA